Mycetomoellerius zeteki is the source of this 1122-nucleotide messenger RNA. RefSeq names its product F-box only protein 6. Gene Ontology annotation, molecular function: protein binding; ubiquitin protein ligase activity. The record is from RefSeq and is a predicted model, not a curated record. Lineage: Eukaryota; Metazoa; Arthropoda; Insecta; Hymenoptera; Formicidae. Gene Ontology annotation, cellular component: SCF ubiquitin ligase complex; cytoplasm. The transcript is spliced from 4 exons. The coding region runs from base 4 to 1032 and encodes 342 amino acids. Gene Ontology annotation, biological process: SCF-dependent proteasomal ubiquitin-dependent protein catabolic process; ERAD pathway; glycoprotein catabolic process.
CAGAUGAUGGAACAAUUCAAUGCUACUCCUUCGAAUUUUCACGUGGAGUUUGAUGAAGAGAAUGACGAUGGUUUGAUACUCUGCGAUAAAUUUCUACCAGUCGAAAUGCUGAUGAAGAUCUUCGCCCAUAUCGACUGCAAGACUACUAUUAUGAACUGCCUAUUGGUAUGCAAGCGCUGGAAGACGCUAAUGACCUACGUAUGGUAUAAGAAGACUAAACAGACGCUGAUGGACAAAUCGAUUCUAUGGAACAAUGAAGUGCCCUGGUCCAUAUAUUAUAUAGCAUGCUCAAAGAAGCUAUUUGAGAGAAACUUAAUAAGAAACCAUUCCGGUGCGAUAGGCAUAUGUAAAUGGGAAAUACCCACAAAAAAAAUUGGGUUAAAUAAUGUUCAGUUGUUCAGGUCGCUAAUCCUUGUUGAAAAACUACCUGAUUCAGUGCCAGAAUUGCCGCAAACCGAACCAUUGUUCAGAGACACACAAACCUGUUUUAAUUUCUGUUUGUUUGAAAAAGGAGAGAUACCUUCUAAAGAACAAUAUAUACAUCUGGAGUAUGAAGGGAUCUCUCCAUAUAUCUUGGAUACUUAUCAACCACCCAUAAUGGUGAGCGACUGGUAUUGCUGUCCUACGGGCGAUCCAAUAAUAUAUAAGUUGAAUGUUAGUUUAUAUGGUGAAAGAGGGCCCAAUAAUGUUCAUUCACUAAUAAAGUGUUUAAAAUUUCAAGAUAUUGUAGAGGGAGAGAGACAGAAUCAAUGGCUGCAAAUUUCGCAUGAAUUUAGAAACUAUGGAACUGGUGUCAGAAGUAUCUGUUUUGAGCACAAAGCAGGUCAAUAUAGAGAUAUAAAGUGGAAGGAAGGCUUUAAUGACAAUACCUUUAAAGUAGCUGGAGCAUAUGUUUGUGUCAAAUUGCCUAAGAAUAUUUGCUCUUCUACUUCUACUAAGGCUGUGUUCCACACUCGCAGGCAGCACUGUGAACAUUCCAAAAACUAUCGUAGCAUGCGGCAGUGGUGCAAGGAAAUGAGGGAACGUUACUAAUUUUGUCACUUCCGACUGCGGCUAUUGCGACUAUCAAGAUGAAUACAAGCAGCGUUACAUUGUACGCCGGCAAGCGACUUCAACGCCGAC